Wyeomyia smithii (pitcher-plant mosquito) is the source of this 1962-nucleotide messenger RNA. Its product is annotated as protein Hook homolog 2-like. The record is from RefSeq and is a predicted model, not a curated record. NCBI's taxonomy places the organism in Eukaryota, Metazoa, Arthropoda, Insecta, Diptera, Culicidae. The transcript is spliced from 5 exons. The coding region runs from base 373 to 1752 and encodes 459 amino acids.
UGGAAAACAGACUUCUCUUCAAGAGCCAGUGAAAAACAAUCGUUUAUGACAAAUCCCUUAACAACUUGCUACAGGCAGGUUAUUCACGCUUCUUGUUAUUCGUUUGACAGACGAUGGCAACCAGCUGUCAAUCAGGCCGUACGCGCAGGUCCUGUCCGCCAAGCAACUAGCCUGUACCGGUUGCCAUUGGUUACUAUACACGCCGUUUGUUUUGUGCGGUCGUUAUUGUUGCUAUGGCAUUCGUUCGCACGUAAACAAAUAUAAUGAUCUUUUUUGUAUACAUGAAUGCAACAUAAUGCAAAUCAUAUUUAUAAGGAUAGCGAUUAAGUGACAUUUUUGGGAGCGACUGCAGUCAAACUAGUGCGAGGUGAUAUGUUAGGACAGCAAAUGUACAAAGAUGAAAAUCCACAAGUGAGCAGCAGAAAGACGCAGGAGGGCAAAGAAUCAAUCCGAACUAUUGAUGAUCUGUAUCUAAGCAUUCAGCAAGAGAUCCAGUUUUAUAAACAAGAACACGAAACCAUCAGAGCCGAUCUGAAAAAGUUGUUACAGCGAGAACUGGGAAAUAAUAUUGUAACAGAAACGACAAAAAGCAAAGAAGAUGGCAGGCCAAACAGUCAAAAACAGUUUAAACAUUUGUCGAACGAAGUGAUCAAUAACCUGAAGAAUCAACUGGAUAUAGUUUGGGAGGAGAAAAACACAUUAGAGAGUCUCUGGAAAAGCUCUCAAAAGACAAUCCAAAUACUUGAGGUGGAAAUAGGCGAGUACCGGCGGCAGCUCAAGCAGCCGAAAAGUAUACAAGACCUGCGGCAGCAAUACACAGCGGCACUCCAGCUGCUAGAGCAGAACCUGCUCACGCUGCGCUCAAAGUUCAAUCAGCAAACCGAGAAAAACAAACGCCUAGAGGCAGCCGCCGCUACCGAGCGUGAUCGCUUCGAAGCUCUGGAACGCGAUUAUACCGCUCUACAGUCGGAAAAUAGAAACCUGCAGGCCAUCGUAGAGGAGUGUCACGGUUCCCAGACGCAGCAGGCCGCCGAACUGGAACGAGUCAUGCAGGAAAAAGCCGAACUGGAAUCGCUGCUGGAUCAAGCCAAUGCGCUAGCCCGGCAGCACAUGAGCCGGGAAAAUUUGGCACUAAUGAAGGUGCAAGAAGCCCUGCUGGUUGCCGAUUCGGCAAUCGACGAGAAAAAUUCGCUGUUGCUGCGUGAGGAAGGUGUGCGGGAGGAAUGCGAUUUUCUAGCUUCCACCAUUGGGCAGGUAAUGGAGGAAGCUGCCCGCAAGGUGGAACUCGAAAUGAAUGCGAUGAAGGUUGGCUACGAAGGUCGUAUCGGUGCCCUCGAAAAACAGCUAGAACAACUGAGGCAAACGUUGGAAACGCAAACGCAGCGAACGCGGCAUGCAGAGACCCGGGCGGCCACAUUGGAGGAGAAAUUCAAGGGCCUGAUCGUGACAAAUCAGAGCCUUGAUGCGGACCUCCACGCUGCAUCUAAAUUAAUUAUUGAAAUGGAACUGAAAAUGGAAGCGUUUCACAAAACAAUGCUUAAAGAGCGUGCAAUCAGCAAAACCAGCCAAAAUCGCGAGCAAGAGCUGAAGCUUCUGCUAGAAAGCAACGGAGAGCUGCAGGAACGAUGGAAGAAUGAAAUGGUGACGCUGACUGAUGAGUUGCAGCGCAAUCUGAAGACACUUCGACGGGAAAAUUGCAUGCUCAAGGCGGAAAACAAUCAAUUAAAGGAUCAGCUAUUGAAGGUUGAGUAGCAGUAGCAGUAGAAAGGGAGUGGAGCAAAGGAAAGGAUCCGGAAAAGUAAUUACACCAUACCCUUGCCGAGGUUUCGCGUGAUUGUUUAGCAGAGUAUCUUCAUGCUUAUUUUUGCGGUCGGUCGAUGAGCGAUAUUGUGUUUCAUUUCUAGAUAGUUUUGGAAUGCAGCUUUAAUUUUUUGUCAGAUCACCAAACUUAAGGACUGAAAA